Beta vulgaris subsp. vulgaris (sugar beet) is the source of this 1130-nucleotide messenger RNA. RefSeq lists its product as hypothetical. Lineage: Eukaryota; Viridiplantae; Streptophyta; Magnoliopsida; Caryophyllales; Amaranthaceae. The record is from RefSeq and is a predicted model, not a curated record. Bases 107 to 676 code for a protein of 189 amino acids. The transcript has a single exon.
AUCUUAUUCAUCAUCACUUGCAAAAGAAACCCUUAAGUGCAACAAAACAUUAGGUUAUCUUUCAAGCUAGUUACAAGUUACAAACUUAAAACUUUCUCAUAUAUCCAUGGCACCACCACAUGGAGAAGCAAUUCUUUCAUCCUUACCUAUGCCACCAACCAAAACCUUCUCAAAACCACCAAAACUCUCUAAUGAUAACCUUAAAAGGACGGUCUCAGACAUUGCUUUCGAGUUAAGCAAAGAGAUCGAAAGAGAAAUAGAAGAACCGAAACCUCUACCAGCUAUCUCUGAAGCAGAAGAUGCAAAGUGUGAGUGUUGUGGGAUGAGUGAAGAGUACACACCAGAGUACAUAAAGCGUGUACGGGACAAAUUCUUAGGAAAUUGGAUAUGUGGUUUAUGUUCUGAAGCUGUGAAAGAAGAAAUGGAGAAAAAUGGUGGGAAAUGCAAGGAAGCCCUAGAUACUCACAUGAGCCAUUGUGUGAGAUUCAAUAAACUUGGUAGGGCUUAUCCUGUGUUAUGUCAAGCUCAAGCCAUGAGAGAAAUUUUGAAGAAAAACUCUAGGGUUAGAGCCAAAUCUAUGAGCCCUAGAGAUAUUAAAGGUCCUAAGAAAGGUUCUAUCACUAGGAGCUCAAGUUGCAUGCCUUCCAUGAUGAAUCAUCUUAGUCUUGACAACUAAUUAAUUCAUUAAUACCAUAUUGCCAUGCAUGUUUAAUGUUUUUGGCUUUGGUUAGAAUGAUAUUAACUUCUAAGAUGGUUUUUUUUAUGGUUGACAUCAAAUUCAUUGUUUUAACACCUCCUUUUUUUUAACUUCUAAGGAGUUUUUUUUUUUCUUAAGUUAAUUAGUAUAAGAUAUACUAAUGAUCCCACUUAGAUGUUCUACACAUACACCCAUUUUUAGGGUUUUUUAAGUGGGUUUUUAAUAGCAUAUCUUAUAUAUGUUGAUGAGAACCAUUAUAAACUUUGCUUGUAAUCUUUUUUUUUUUUUUUAUGUAACAAGACUUUUCUUGAUGUUGUUAGAUGCCAUUAUUGGAGGUGCCAACUUUGGCUUUUCCUUUCGGCCAAACCGGAAGUCUUUAUCUUGUAUUAUGCAUAAUAUAUAUGAGAAAACUAAUAUAAAUAUUUUAUCUUAA